GCCCUUGCCGAGCUGCAGACCUGCCCUCCGGGUGCCGGGCCUGCCCCGCCUCUAAGCCGGGCCCCGCUCUCCUUGGCAGACAAGAUGAUGCAGCGACUGUGUGUAUGCAUGCUCCUCCUGGCCCUGGCUCUGGCCACCUUCUCCGAGGCUUCUUGGAAGCCUGGCUCCCGGCUGCAGGACGUACGGUCCGGUCCAGGGGUCCCUCGGGGCCUGGAUCCACAUUCGCUGGACCAGCUGGGCCCAGCCGCUCACCACCAAAGGCAGCUGAGGUUCCAGGGCCCCCCCGACCUGGUGGCAGACAUGUCCAAGAAGCAGGGGCCGUGGCUGGCGGAAGAAGAAGAAGAGUACGGGUGGAUGGACUUCGGCCGCCGCAGCGCUGAGAAUGGGGGCCAGCAUCCCUAGAACCGAGCUUCAGAGCCCGUCACCUCCCAGCCCUGCCCCAGGGGAAACCAAUCGAAAUAAACUAGCUUCCAAAGGAUCGCACAGUGUCACGUGUCAUGGGCCAAGGGAGGGGAGUCAGGGG
Messenger RNA from Phyllostomus discolor (pale spear-nosed bat), 523 nucleotides. RefSeq names its product gastrin (gene GAST). The transcript is spliced from 2 exons. The coding region runs from base 85 to 402 and encodes 105 amino acids. Gene Ontology annotation, cellular component: extracellular region. Lineage: Eukaryota; Metazoa; Chordata; Mammalia; Chiroptera; Phyllostomidae. Gene Ontology annotation, molecular function: hormone activity. The record is from RefSeq and is a predicted model, not a curated record.